UAUAGGGAGUCAGCGGUGUAUCAUCUGAUUCAGGGUCCGCGGGGCGGUGUUUUCAGCCUUUUUCUCCCCGAGAGCUGAGCAGUGCGAGGCCCGCCAUUUCCCCUCCUCAGUGGUCUUUUUCUUUCAUAGCGCUUUAAAGCCGAAACAGCGGCGGCAGCGGCAGCGGCAGGAGGCGGUGGAGGAGGAGGAGCAGGAGCAGCGGCGGCGACGGCGGCGGCGGCAGUGGUGGUGGCAGGCGAGGAGAGGAGAGGAGAGGAGACGCAGGGAUCCGGUGUGCCACAUCGGGAUGAGAGCGAGACAGAGACCCGGGUCGGAUGAGUCAGCGAGCGGACUCUGCAGUCACGGCAUCCCUGAAAUCUGAAUGAAUCAGAAGCGGAAGCGCAACAAGAAAGAUACAAAUUAACAUUUUUUGAUUGUUGUUGUUGUUGUUAGAUUCCGCUCCUCUUUAUUCCGCCCUCCCCUGGUCCGCGUCUGUCAUAGCCUAGUUGUGAUUUUUUUUUUUUUUUAAUUUCCACCAAGGUGGGAAAAAACGGGGGGCUCCGGCAAGGUUGCGGAGGAGGUGGAGGUUUUUAUUUUAUUUAUCUGAAGCCCAUAACCGAAGGCAGACCGAGGGGAAGCUUACAUUUUUUUUAAAGCCUUUUGUUGCACCGAAUGAGCGAAGAUGUCGGGGCAGAGCAUUACGGACAGGAUAACCGCAGCCCAGCACAGUGUAACAGGAUCCGCCGUGUCGAAAACUGUCUGCAAGGCCACCACUCACGAAAUUAUGGGCCCGAAAAAGAAACAUUUGGAUUAUUUGAUCCACUGCACCAACGAGAUGAACGUGAACAUUCCCCAGCUGGCUGACUCGCUGUUUGAGAGGACCACCAACACCAGCUGGGUGGUUGUGUUUAAGUCACUCAUCACCACACACCACCUCAUGGUCUAUGGCAACGAGCGUUUUGUCCAGUACUUGGCUUCAAGGAAUACACUUUUCAACCUCAGUAAUUUUUUGGACAAAAGUGGGUUACAAGGUUAUGACAUGUCCACAUUUAUCAGGAGGUAUAGUCGAUACCUGAACGAGAAAGCUGUGUCAUACAGACAGGUUGCCUUUGACUUCACUAAAGUGAAACGUGGAGUGGACGGCGUGAUGAGGACCAUGAAUACAGAGAAGCUGCUCAAGACUAUCCCCAUUAUUCAGAACCAGAUGGACGCCCUUCUCGAUUUCAAUGUCAAUGCCAAUGAGCUGACUAAUGGAGUCAUCAAUGCAGCCUUCAUGCUCCUCUUCAAAGACUCCAUCAGGCUCUUUGCUGCUUACAAUGAAGGCAUUAUUAACCUGCUUGAGAAAUACUUUGACAUGAAGAAGACUCAGUGUAAAGAAGGUUUGGACAUUUACAAGAAGUUUCUCACCCGAAUGACCCGGAUAUCAGAGUUCCUCAAAGUAGCAGAGCAGGUGGGGAUUGAUCGAGGUGACAUUCCAGACCUUUCACAGUUCACAGUUUGUGCUCCCAGUAGCCUUCUCGAAGCUCUGGAGCAGCACUUGGCCUCUUUAGAGGGCAAGAAAGUCAAAGACUCCACUGCAGCCAGCAGGGCCAGCACUCUGUCAAAUGCUGUCUCAUCGCUGGCCAGCACGGGGAUGUCUUUCACUAAAGUGGACGAGCGGGAGAAGCAGGCGGCUCUCGAGGAGGAACAGGCCCGACUCAAGGCUCUGAAGGAACAAAGGCUUAAAGAGCUCUCCAAGAGGCCCUCCUUCGCCACCACUGAUACAUCGCCUAUCUCCACCACUGGGGGCACGAUCAGCACAGCACCAGCCAUCGACCUCUUCUCUACACCCAGCUGCUCAAAUGGUGCAGUGAAGAUGGAUAGUGACCUUUUUGACCUGCAGUCAACCUUCCAGCCCUCCAUGCAAUCAGGCUCAACAGGGCUUCCAGUGGCAACAGCGUGGGCAGAUCCUUUCACCUCUGCUGAAGCUGGGGAUGAUUCCAUGCCAAACCUCAACCCUUUCCUCUCAAAUCUCGUUGUCGAUGCCACUCACUUACCUGUCGUGUCUUCAGACGGUGUUAGCUUUUCCUCUAGGACAUCUGGUCAUGAAAUGUUUGGUGAUCGUUACAAUCCCUUUAUUGACACAAACUCAUCCGUUUCAACCAAUUACAAACGCACAGUGCGGAUAGAACACUCCAUCUCAGACUCCUUCUGUGGUCCAGUGUCCAUUGCCCAGCACCUCCCACACCAGGCUCCCUUCCCCUCUGAGCCCUCUACUGUAGCAGGUCUAUUCAGAGGAUACUCAACGCCACAGGCCCCUCCACAGCAGUCAGCAGGGGGACUCCAAGUGGACUUUGAGUCGGUGUUUGGAGCCAAAGCCACAGGAAGCAACAGCGUCAGCUCUGAUGAUAUUACCGGGGGCAUCCUGAAACCUACCCUUGCCGGCUCCAGCCAGCCGUCCAGUCAGCAGCCAGAGAAGCUGGUGUCCGAUGACCUUGACUCCUCCCUGGCCAACCUUGUCGGCAACCUCGGCAUUGGAAACGGCACAAUGAAAAAUGACAUCCACUGGAGCCAGCCGGGGGAGAAGAGGAUGACCGGCGGCACCAACUGGCAGCCCAAGGCAGCGCCGACCACGACCUGGAACCCUGUUUCCAUGCCACCAUCAGUCAUGGCCUUCCCUGCCACCACACCCACAGGCAUGAUGGGAUAUGGCAUGCCUCCACAAAUGGGCUCUAUGGGGAUGAUGAAUCCUCCCACCAUGAUGUACACCCAGCCCGCGAUGAGGCCGCCCAACCCCUUUGGCUCUGUGUCCAGUGCUCAGCCCUCCGCAGCCUCUAGUCCUUCCAGCCAGAGUCCUCUCCGAGCCCCUGGACAGGACCCGUUUGCACACCUCUCUCUCAAGGAUUUCUUGUAGAGCAUCUCUUUAGAUGCAGUUCAUGUAAUUUGAAGAAAAGUGUCUCUCGGAAGAUGAAGCACUUAGCAGCAAAGCUUUGUCCUCGUUGCAGUCUAACUCUUCAGAGAAACAUUCACACACCCCCAAAUACAGACAUGUCAAGAACACAAUGGUGCAACGACUGUCAGAAACCAUGGUAACCAUGUCCAAAUGACGUUUGGCGAUAGCUCACACCCAUUAUUCUGUAACUUGUCCGAGACGUCGAGUGAUGCUGCUGUCUAACCCCCCCCUUAAGAGGAUUCCUUAUCCGUUUUACAGUGUAAUCUGUAAAGAUAGUUAUGGGUGCUGAGAAACUUCGAUGUUAUGUAUUUGGAAAUACUGUGGUUGGAUGUAAAGGCUUGAUGUUCAGCGGGGAGGUGGUGGAAGAAAAAGGAGAGCGGUCCUUCCCUUUCUUGAUCCGAUCAUCAGUCAUCCAUUCCCUACAGUUAUUUAACUGUCACUAAGUAGUGAUGCUAAUGACGUUUACACCUGUUUAGUUUUUGUCUUUUUUACCGUGUUUACAGUAGACAUUCCUUGUGUGUUGUUUGUAUUUAUUUAUGAUUAUUGGUUUAAGAUUGGGGAAAAAUAAUAAUGUAAAAUCUACAGUACAUUGAACACCUGUGGGAGUGCUUCAGCAUUAAACAAGGAUCUCUGACUAUCACUGAGAGGUAGAGUAAAAAAAAAAAAAAAAAAAAAA
Molecule: messenger RNA, 3587 nt
Organism: Toxotes jaculatrix (banded archerfish)
Lineage: Eukaryota; Metazoa; Chordata; Actinopteri; Toxotidae
Gene: picalmb
Product: phosphatidylinositol binding clathrin assembly protein b
Exons: 24
Coding region: 662-2872 (736 amino acids)
Biological process (GO): synaptic vesicle budding from presynaptic endocytic zone membrane; clathrin-dependent endocytosis; clathrin coat assembly
Cellular component (GO): extrinsic component of presynaptic endocytic zone membrane; synaptic vesicle; clathrin-coated pit
Molecular function (GO): phosphatidylinositol-4,5-bisphosphate binding; 1-phosphatidylinositol binding; clathrin heavy chain binding
Source: RefSeq, a predicted model, not a curated record